AGGACUGAAGGAGACCAGAGACCAGCAUGUCGGACCAGUCAGGGUUUGACACGGACGUAUGGACCCUGACCCGGUUCGUCAUAGAGACCGGACGCCAGGCCAAGGGGGCGACCGGCGAGCUCACCCAGCUCAUCAAUGCCAUUCUGACCGCCAUCAAAGCCAUUUCUUCUGCUGUGAGAAAGGCAGGCCUGGCCCACCUGCAGGGCUUGGCGGGCUCGGUGAACGUGACGGGGGACGACGUGAAGAAGCUGGACGUUCUGUCCAACGAGAUGGUCAUCAACAUGCUGCAGGCCUCCUACAGCACCUGCUGCAUGGUGUCUGAGGAGAACGAGAAGCUCAUCAUCACGCCCAAAGACAAGAGGGGGAAGUACGUUGUGUGUUUUGACCCUCUGGACGGAUCCAGUAACAUCGACUGUUUGGCUUCUAUCGGCACCAUAUUUGCCAUCUACAAACGGGUCUCGGAGGGUGAGCCCACAGAGAAAGACGCCCUGCAGCCGGGACACAACAUCGUGUGUGCGGGCUACACUCUGUACGGCAGCGCCACGCUGGUGGCCCUCAGCACCGGGGCCGGCCUCAACUUCUUCAUGUUGGACCCUGCCAUCGGCGAGUUCAUCCUGACUGAGAAGAACGUGAAGAUCAAGCCGAAGGGGAAGAUCUACAGCCUCAACGAGGGAUACGCAAAGUACUUCCACCCGUCCAUCAACGAGUACCUCAAGCACAAGAAGUACCCAGAGGAUGGCAGCGCUCCCUACGGAGCUCGUUAUGUGGGCUCUAUGGUCUCAGAUAUUCACCGCACCCUCGCCUACGGUGGGAUCUUCAUGUACCCCGCCAACGAGAAGAGCCCCAAGGGAAAGCUGCGGUUGCUGUACGAGUGCAACCCCAUAGCCUUCCUCGUCGAGCAGGCGGGAGGCAUCGCCACCACCGGCACCCAGAGGGUCCUGGACGUUCAGCCCGAGAGCAUCCACCAGCGGGUUCCCUUCGUGGUCGGCUCCCCUGAUGACGUCAACGAGUACCUGAGCUUUGUCAAAAAGUACCCGUGAUUUACUUCAGGAUUCUGCAAAUAUUUCAAUAAGA
Messenger RNA from Anoplopoma fimbria (sablefish), 1074 nucleotides. It is a transcript of the gene fbp2, whose product is annotated as fructose-1,6-bisphosphatase 2. Gene Ontology annotation, molecular function: fructose 1,6-bisphosphate 1-phosphatase activity. Gene Ontology annotation, cellular component: cytoplasm; cytosol. The transcript has 7 exons. The coding region runs from base 27 to 1040 and encodes 337 amino acids. NCBI's taxonomy places the organism in Eukaryota, Metazoa, Chordata, Actinopteri, Perciformes, Anoplopomatidae. The record is from RefSeq and is a predicted model, not a curated record. Gene Ontology annotation, biological process: sucrose biosynthetic process; fructose metabolic process; fructose 6-phosphate metabolic process.